AUGGCGGGAAAGUCGACGCUAUUGCUUGUAUUGUGUUUAUUAUUAUCUGCAGCUGCGAAGGAUCGUGAUUUGAAACAGGUUCUUAUUUUGAGCAGACAUAACAUCAGGGCGCCAUUGUCUUCAAAUUUAAGAUAUCUCUCAAACAAGACGUGGCCAACGUGGGAGGUGGAACCAGGCUUUUUAACAGCAAAAGGAGCUCUGUUAGAGCGGCAAAUCGGCAAUUAUAUCUCGAACUGGUUAAUCGGCAAUGGCUUGCUACCUGCUGGGUGUCCAGACCAAAACGAUAUUCAUGUAUACGCGAAUACAAAACAAAGAACAAGAAAGACUGCAAAGGCAUUCGUUGACGGUGCUUUCCAAAAUUGUAAUAUUACAGUUUACAGUAAAAACUCAACUAAAAUGGAUCCAAUUUUUAAUCCUAUAAUUCGCAAUAGUUCAUUAGAUUUGAAAUUAGCUAUCCUUAGUGAAAUGGAGAGGAGUUUGAAUAGUUUAAAUCUUCGAAAUGCUUAUGCGAAACUGAAUGAUAUAGUCGAUUUGGAACACGCAGAUAUCUGCAGAAUAGAAGGAGUUUGUGACUUUCAAACCGCGAGGGAAGAUCUCGUAUACGAUAUAGACGAUGAGCCCAACGUGAGAGGUCCUUUGUCCUUUACGAACUCUAUAGUAGACGCAUUUCUAAUGAGUUACUAUGAAGGCAUGCAAAUUGAUGAUGUUGCUUGGGGACAUAUCAAUUCGCCUGAAGAUUGGAAGUUAUUCACGCCUAUUAUACGUGGUAAUUUGGACGUCCGAUUCAACGGUACAAUUUUGUCCAAAGAAGUGGCAAAACCGUUGUUGAACUAUGUCUAUAACAUAUUAAAAGACGAUUCAAAGAAAUUUACGCUUUUAGUUGGCCAUGAUUCUAACUUGUAUUCUGUCAUGGCAGCGAUUGGAAUUAAACCAUACAAUUUACCAGAACAAUACGAAUUAACGCCCAUAGGCGGAAAGAUUGUCUUUCAGAAAUGGCACGAUGCAAGGACUGGUAAGAGUUUAUUGAAGAUUGAAUAUAUCUACCAGAGUACGAGUCAAUUGAGAAAUGGCGAAAUGCUGACAGAGAGUAACCUGCCGAAAAGAGUAACGUUAGCUGUAAAAAACUGUGAUGUUGAUAAUGAGGGCCUUUGCCCAUGGGACGAGUUUUUGGAAAUACUAAAACAUACUUUCGAGUAA
This is a messenger RNA of Leptosia nina, 1197 nucleotides long. The record is from the annotation of a GenBank genome assembly. NCBI's taxonomy places the organism in Eukaryota, Metazoa, Arthropoda, Insecta, Lepidoptera, Pieridae.